GGUUACGCCGUCAUUGUAAUUAAGAAUUUGUUCUUAACUGACUUGCCUAGUUAAAUAAAGGUUAAAUAAAACAUAAACGUCAGCUGGCUUCCUGAUUUAAAUACAUGUAGAUUAGCUAGCUGGCUAGCAAGCUAAUAACAGCCUCGAUUCAAGUGCGAAUACAGCAGAGAAACAUGGAGGAGUCAGCAAGCACCAUAGAGGUCACAGUGAAGACCCUGGACUCCCGGAGCAGGAGCUACACUGUCCGGGGAGAGUUGACAUUGAAGAAGUUCAAAGAACACAUAUCUGCGUCAGUGAAUAUCCCAGCUGACAAGCAGAGACUAAUCUACCAGGGCAGAGUGCUGCAGGACGAGAGGACACUGAAUGAAUACAAUAUAGCUGAUAAGGUGAUCCACCUAGUGGAGCGUGCUCCUCCUCAGAACUCCCAAUCUGCUGGCGGGCGAGGACUGUCAUCAGGAGGAACAGAGGGAGGUGCCACCACCACCUCCUCCCAGGGAGGCCCCCAGGACCGCAACGGGAACAGCUACGUCAUGCUGGGAACCUUCAACCUGCCCAUCAACAUCAUGGACUCCCAGCAGAUACAGAUGCAAGUGCAGCAGAUGAUGGCAGGAGUGGGAGAAGCAGGAAGGAAUACCAGAGUCAGCACUGGACGCAAUGGCUCAAUGGAUAUGCAUAUCAACGUUGACCAAUCAGUGCAGAGCGAGCCCAGGAUGAGGCUGCAAUUGGCUGAGAACUUGCUAAGAGAAACCCAGUCUCUGCUCCACAGACUGGAGGGUCAGCCCAGCGACGUGCCAUCUCGAGCCGAGCCGGAGACGUCUCAGUCCACCUCUUCAUCCUCUUCCUCUACAGCUGCCACUGAAGGAGCAGCACAGCCUAUGGACACCGCCCCUCCUGCCCCACCUCCCCCUCCCACCUCCUCCACCCAGAGAGAGCGACCACCCCACUCCGGGUCCAACCACCCCAGCCCAGCGGAGCUGGUGGAGGUGUUGUCAAAGAUGAGGAGGGUGGAGGAGAGGCUUCGUCCCUUCAUAGAGAGAACUCAAUCCAUCCUGGGGGCUGCCACUUCAGCAGACUACAACACGCAGGAGAGAGAGGGGGACCAGCACGUUCUCAACCUGGUCGGGGAGGCUCUCCGUCUCCUUGGCAACACCCUGGUUGCCCUUAGCGACCUGCGUUGUAACCUGGUCACUCCUCCCCCCCGUCACCUCCACGUGGUUCGGCCCAUGUCCCACUACGGCUCCCCCGUCCUGCUGCAGGGUGGUAUGCCCCACCACGUCCCGGGAAACCUGGGGACCACAGUGACUAUGACUUCCAAUGGGAGGCAGGCAGCCGAGGGCCAAGCCCAACCUUCUCAGGCCCCUGGCCCACCAGAGAGCCAGGCCCUCCCUCCACAGCCCAACCAGCAGCCAGGUCAGGGCCAGGGGGCUCCGCAUGUGAUCAGAAUCACCCACCAGACCAUGGAGCCUGUGGUAAUGAUGCAGAUGAACCUGGAUGAUUCUGGCAGCAGCCCUCAGGUCCAAGGACAACAGAUCCCAAUUGGUACUGGACAGCCUGGUGCCACUCCGGUCCACAUCCCAGACCUUCCUCCAGAGUUCAUGCAGGCCAUCGUCCACCAGAUCUCUCAGCAGACCGGGCAACCAGAAGCGGAUGUCCCCGGGACCACCUCAGCCUCUGAACCCUCUGCCCCUACUCACCCUCACAGCCCUCUGCCCCCUGGGGCCAGGGUGGUGGUCACACACCCCUCCUUCUCCCCUCACAUCCCCCAGCCUGUGGUCACCAACAUCAACCUCGGGGCUUCAGUGCCCCCUGCUGGCGGACAACACAACCUGCAGGGCACACCUCUGGCUCACUCUCCCGUAACUCAGAUGAUCAGUGGUCUGAUUGGACAGCUCCUGAUGCCUGGACAACAGAUGCCUGGACACCAGGUUCCUCCAGGUGACCAGACAUCCACCAGCUCCUCCUCUGCCUCCCACUCCUCCUCUUCAUCCACCUCCUCUUCUGCGUCCUCCAACCCCAUCCCUCCCCACCCCUCUGGGGCGACCACCUCUGGCCAGACCACCACCCACACCACCAACACCACCUCUGUGGGCCAGCCACCGGAGGGGUUUGCCGAGGCCAACCUAGCCCAGCUCCUGGGCUCUCUGCUGGGUGGAGCAGGCGGGCCAGGAGCCCCUGGUUCUGGAGCUAACCCACAAAUCACUGUGACCGUACCUGGAGUCCCAGGGUUCUUCCAAGGCAUGUCAGAAUUCAUCCAGGCUAACCAACCCAUGUUCUCCCGACCCACAACCUCACCCGGCCAGGAGCCUCCCCCUGGCCAAGGCACCCCUGCCCCCCCUCAGGUGGCCCCUGGGGGUGUCGGGGACCCCUUCCUGAGCCCAGAGCUGUUUACAGGUAUUGUCCAGGGGGUCCUCUCCACCAUGAUGGGGGCUCCGCAGGGGAACGGGGAGAGCAUCGCUCAGUUCAUCCAGAGACUGUCUCAGACCACCAACCUCUUCACACCUGGAUCUGGGGACGCAGUAGGGUUCUUCGGGGACCUGUUGUCUCUGGUGGGUCACAGUUUCUCCAUGGUGGACAUAAUGUUGUUACUCCACGGUAAUGCCCAGCCAAUCAGCCGGAUCCAGCCCCAGCUCACUGACUUCUUCAACCAGCACUACCUGCAGGGUCCAGAGCCUACUGAUGCCAAUAUUAACGCAGCAUCUGAGGACCUCAUCAAUGGCCUGGAGGAGUACAUAACGGAGUGCUUUGCCACGGUGACAGUGAGAGAGGGAGUGGACAUCAUUCAAAUCAACAGCUCUUUCCUUAGACAGCAGUUCACCCGCAUGGCCACGCACAUCCUACGCUGCACAGACCACACGUUUGGCCCCCGCCUGCUGCUGCUCUGCACCCAGGGUCUGUUUGAGUGUCUGGCUCUCAACCUUUACUGUCUCCGAGGGGAACAGGGAGCUCUCACCCAAGUCAUCAAUCACCACAUCAGGAGGAUGUCAGCAGAGGUCAACCCCAGCCUGGUGAACUGGCUAACUAGUAUGAUGACCAUGAGACUCCACGUCAUCCUGGAGCACAACCCAGUCACUGAGGACCACAUCCAGCACUAUGUCAUCCACACACGGAGAGUAGAGCCUGAGGCACAGGCUGGACAGCAGACAGACACACAGAACAUGGAGAUGGCUGAAGGUCUGUCUCCGGCCCCAGCCACCACAGCAGGGGCUGCCAUGGUUUCAUCAGGGGACAGACAGGAAGUUGAAGCGUCCCCCGGGGUGACCACCCCCUUGCGGAGAGCAUCAUCAGGGGAGAUCGGAAGAGCCGUUGCCAUGGCAGCAGGAAGAAGGGAGGAGUCUGUAGGAGAUGUGGAGCCCUGGGGAGCUGCAGUGCCCCCUGAGUGGGUUCCUAUCAUCAGACAUGACAUGCUGUCUCAGAGGAAGAUGAAGACUCAAUCCCCUCUGUCUGACGCAUACCUCCACGGGAUGCCUGCCAAGAGGAGGAAGACUCACCAGGGUGAGGGCCCUCAACUGUCCCUGUCUGAGGCAGUGAGCCGGGCUGCCCGGGCUGCAGGAGUCAUACCUGUCACUAGCCCAGAUAGCCUCCAGGGGGAGCUAGAGGAGCCAGAGCUGCAGGAGGCCUACCAAGAACAGGUGAGGAGUGACAUCAAAGAGAGAGUGAGGGAUGACCAAGACUUCAGCUCCCAGCGUUUCCCCAACACACACCAGGCCUUCUCUCUAGAUGACUCUUAAAUCUCAUUGGUCCUCAGGCUUGUCAACAACUCCAUCUAGCUAAUCAGUUUUCUUCCUGGAUGACUUCUAAUCUGAUUGGUUACCACACCUGUCAAUAACCACAUCUAGCCAAUCACUCACAACCGUGAUGUAUCCAGGGGUGUGUAUCAUCAUGUCAGCUUGAUUCGGGACAUUUCUAUCUUCAACAUGUAACGUGCCCCAGACUCCAUUCUGCAACAUUCCCUGCAGGUCUCAUAUCCAAUGAAGGGCAAAGAGAACACAAGAGACAUGACUUGCUUAGACCCUGCUUUCUCAUUGGCCUGCCACGGAAAAUGCCACUCAUUGAAAACCGAGAAGCGCUUUACAACCUGUCUGUCAUCUGUCAAUGGAAAAUGUCAGUCUGGAAUCUUCCCCCAAAACCAGGCUUUCUCAUUCCUAACUGGUUGUCAUCUGUAUGUCCUGUUGUCCUUAUGAGGCUUCAACUUGUAAAUGAGCACAAAUUGUACAUUGUAUUAAGAAUGUGAUGUAGUGAUAAUGCAAUAGCUUUUUCUUAAGUUAAUAAAGUAGCAAAACCUUUCCAUAG
Messenger RNA from Salvelinus sp. IW2-2015, 4290 nucleotides. Its product is annotated as large proline-rich protein BAG6-like. Gene Ontology annotation, molecular function: polyubiquitin modification-dependent protein binding; misfolded protein binding. Lineage: Eukaryota; Metazoa; Chordata; Actinopteri; Salmoniformes; Salmonidae. Gene Ontology annotation, cellular component: BAT3 complex. The record is from RefSeq and is a predicted model, not a curated record.